AUGCACGCGCCGCCGCCGCUGCAUCCCCAGGCCUUCCCGUGCGCCAUUCCCGCCUCGUCCCUGCAAGGCCCGCAGGUAGUCCACCGUGCUGCGUACUCGCCUGAUCGGAGGUGCUCCGCCGCGCAGCUGACGAUAUUCUACGCAGGUUCAGUGCAUGUGUUCGACAACGUGACGAAGGAAAAGGCCGAGCAGAUCACGUUCAUGGCCGCGAAGGCAGCUCAAGCAGGCCGCAGCCCUCCCCUUCGUCGGGCGCUGCGGCAAUCGGAAUCUGCUCCGGUCCCCGACGAGAGAAAGCAGAUGCCAUUGGCGAGAGCUUGCAGCGAUCCUGUGCACCCUUCGCCACAGGCAUUGUUCAUGCUGCCGCAUAGAGAUGUUCCGCUGGCCAGGAGUGCGUCCCUUGCCCGCUUCCUCGAGAGACGCAAGCGAAAGCAAAGGACAGCAAAUGCAGCAACGCCUUACUCUCGCAGGGAGAUAUCCCCUGGUAGCGUGGACACUUUCCGCAUGGUCUCGCCAGGAAGCACAACACUAUCCGGCAACACCGAACUGUCAUGGUUCUUCGGAGAUGAAAAGCUGGGAAGCCGCGACGAGGAGGCGCUGGACACGGAGCUCAAGAUGUAGCCGGUGCACAAGCCCUCGCGCCAAGCGUCCCUCAAUAAUCGAGCCCGAAUUUUGGAUCAAGUUGGGUAGACGGUUGGGCUGAUGACAAACAAAACCUUUUGGUGCGUUGGGCGGCAAGAUCUUAGCGUAGCCUUCUUCUUCUUCUUUUGGUUUUGCUUUUCGGGAUGUUUGCUCACAGUUUCUCUUGAAACUGAAAACACCAUCAUUGCCCUUUUCGGCUUUUUUGAUUUACGGGCUUCUUCGGAUUGUUGCUCAAUCUGAUUAAGAAUCCUGUAGUUUUGGCCGGUGAGAGUUUUUUGUUUUCUUUAUUUCUUUUCUUCCGUUUGAAACGCCAGCUGAGCUGAUGUAUCUCAUAACUGUUAACACUACUGCUGACUGCAAUGAACAAUUUUUGGUCGUC
Molecule: messenger RNA, 1018 nt
Organism: Triticum dicoccoides
Lineage: Eukaryota; Viridiplantae; Streptophyta; Magnoliopsida; Poales; Poaceae
Product: protein TIFY 3B-like
Exons: 5
Coding region: 1-618 (205 amino acids)
Biological process (GO): regulation of jasmonic acid mediated signaling pathway; regulation of defense response; response to wounding
Cellular component (GO): nucleus
Source: RefSeq, a predicted model, not a curated record